UCCCCCCAAAUCUGCAUUGCCGCGGGAGCGCGCCGGGGAGCGGGGACGCGCAGCAGAAGGAAUCACACAGCAAAGAUGGAGUCCCAGCAGCUGCAGGGAGGGAUCAAGCCGUCCAAACCUCUGCUGUGCAGUUAAUGCUCUCUCUCCUUACAAAUGGCAGGGGGUUCUGGCUUCCACUCCAACCCUUGGUAUUCUCCGGCAGCCUCCUCCUUUGUCUCCUAGACAUAUGCUGCUCCCAGGGACUCUUGCACAUUCACUGCCUCUUCAAAAGGGAUCUCCCUGUCUCCUUCUGCGUCCUGGGCUCUUACCUAGCGCUGGAAUCCUAGAGGCAUCUGGCCUGGCCCCCAUUGCAUCAACUGAAUGCCAAGGGGCAAUCAGGUUGGGUGGGCACAGACUGUGAGAAGGUGAUUUGUUUGGGCUAGUGAGUGCCCACAGUGAGUGCCCAAAGAGAGUGCUCAGGGUGAGUGCCCAGAGGACAACUGAUCCCCAGCCAAGAUGUUACCUUCACAAGAAGCGUCCAAGCUCUACCAUGACAAUUACAUGAGGAACUCCAGAGCCAUAGGGGUCCUUUGGGCUAUAUUCACCAUCUGCUUUGCCAUCAUCAACGUGGUGGUCUUCAUUCAGCCCUACUGGAUAGGGGACAGUGUCAACACACCGAAGCCGGGCUACUUUGGCUUGUUCCAUUACUGCGUGGGCAACGGUGUGGCCAACAGAGAGUUGACCUGCCGGGGAUCCUUCACCGAUUUCAGCACCAUCCCGUCCGGAGCCUUCAAAGCAGCCGCAUUCUUUGUGCUGCUGUCCAUGGUGCUGAUCCUGGGCUGCAUUACCUGUUUCGCCCUGUUCUUCUUCUGCAACACAGCCACCGUGUACAAGAUCUGUGCUUGGAUGCAGCUCUUUGCAGCUGUCUGCUUGGUGCUGGCUUGCAUGAUAUUCCCAGACGGGUGGGACUCAGAGACCAUCAGAGAUAUGUGUGGAGAGAAGACAGGGAAAUACUCCCUGGGUGACUGUUCAGUGCGCUGGGCUUACAUCCUGGCAAUUAUUGGGAUCCUAAAUGCCCUCAUCCUUUCCUUCUUGGCCUUUGUCCUGGGCAACAGACAGAAUGACCUUCUACACGAGGAGCUAAAGGCAGACAACAAAGAUUUUGUUGGAACUGCGCCGUCCCUCCAGAGCAACCCUGUAGAAACCAGGGCAAACCUGGAGGGCUGGCAGCAAAAGGGUAUCCCUCCUUCCUUCGGGGCUGGACUGACAGCUAACAGCUACCUAGCCAGAGGAUAUAAACUUGAGGAAAACCAAGUGAGACACUAACCCCCUCUACAGCGCAGAACCACCAUCUCCUGGCUCCCCCUUAUUCUAUGAGUAUUGUAAAGCCCUCGCCCUGUCUUGCUCUCCUGUGCCACACUGCCUUGGGCCCCUCUAGUAAAUUCUGGUACCGCAUCUCAGUCUUGAAGAGAAUUCUCCCCCAUCCAACACGGUGCCUGCACUGCGAUCAGACUCAAGCCCCCUUCGCUUUGGAAGAACCAGCAACGCUACCCCACUUCCCCCCCCCCCUUUCUCCCGGCUAUAACCAUGGAUGUACAUAGGAGACAGAGGGUGCCAUAUUUCAAAAUCAAACAUUGUUUACCCAGAAUCCUCUGCUUUUUUGCCCCUAAAAAUGAAAAAACAAAAUGGCGUCUUUAUUAGACCACUUGACCUAACUUUGCAGUUUUGUAAAGAAAUUUAUGCUGGGGGAAGGAUUAAACCAUUUAUACCUCUUGGCACCAAUCGAACUUGAGUUCCCCCCCCCCACCCCCAAAAAAAGGAUGUUUUAUUUAGCACUGAAAAUAAAAGGAAGAAACUUUCCGCCAUCUUUGUACAUACAGGAGCAGAGGACAGGCCGAUCUUUGGCGCAAGAGAAUCAACCGGCCAAUCAGGAACUGCCUUUUGUACAGUGCAAGGUGUCCGUCUACAGAACUGGUUGUUAUUUUUAUUGUAAUUUGGUCUUUAUCUUCUCAUAACAGGGUAAAAACAACAAAAAAAAAUGGGAUUCUAGCUACAUGUUACAUUAGCACUACUGAGUCGGAACUGUGUCUUUUUUAAGCAUUUCUUGGGGAAAGAGGUGAAAGAGGCACCGUCAGCGAGGAAGGCGUUCUGCGUCUCUAAACAAAUCAAAUAUCCUCAGGUGGAUAAAAAAAUUACCCUCGAAACCAAAUUUAUAGUAGAAUAGCACGUUUAUUACAUUAAAAAAUGAAAAUUAUGCUUUUUUUCCAUAUAUUGAAGAUAUACGUUAAAUUAUGGAUACAUUUUAUUAACAGAGCGCCAAUGUAUUAUUGCAGCAAUGUACAGUAAGGAAGCGAAACGCCUGAGUAUUAGUAAAGAGUGAAGAGUAUUAUUAUGGGAUAUUAUGGAGUUCUUUGUGCUGCGGGAAGCAGUAAAAGGGAAAAUAUACUGCAUUAUAAUAUAUCCUCCUUUAUUUUCCCUUCUAUAUACAGUAAGGAUGAAGGCAUAGCUUAUUGUGUGCAGGAAAUCAAUUGCUGAUAUUUUAUAUAUAAGUGAGAACUUCCAUAUUGCUUGCCUCACUAUACAUUGCUGGUGCAGCAGCUCCCCUAGUGGUCAUAGAAAAUGUGCCAUAUCCUGGGAAUUGUAUAGGGAAUGCCUUGACUUGGCAAUUCAUAAAGGCAAUAAUGCAGAUUGGGAAUGUUUAGUGCACACAGUAGGUCAUGCACCCAAAUAUUACUGUAUAUUAAAGUUAAAAUAAAUGAAAAGCUAAGGUUUACUUAAAUAUAGGGGUUGUUUUCCCCUUGGAAGGAAAAAUAUUACCAAAAAUGAUUAAUUUUCUGUGUAGAGUCUCUAAUGGAUAAUUGUUUUACCCAACAGUAUCACAGGUUCCAAUGUAUUGAUAUUCUGGGGGCCAUUAUACAGCAUUAUAUACAGCAGGCCGGGGUGACAUGAGAUAGUAGAAUUGUAUAGUCAGACUGCAUUUGUCUCACUCGUAAUAUGUGCAGAGGCCCAAGCUCCUCUCUUCCCAACAACAUCAGUGUAAGCUGAAAGUAAGGAGGAGAAGGAAGGGGUGACGGGGACCAGGGUGGGUGGCAUGGCUGCAGGUAGAGGGAGGAGGUAGGAGAGCAAGGGUGCAGAAGAAGACAGGGCUUCUCUCUUCCCAACAACAUCAGUGUAAACUGAAAGGAAAGAGGAGAAGGAAGGGGUGUCGGGGACCAGGGUGGGUGGCAUGGCUGCAGGUACAGGGAGAAGGUAGGAGAGCAAGGGUGCAGAAGAAGACAGGGCCGUAGUAAGGAAGUGAGAAAACUGUGGAAGGAAAGGAACUAGAAGCACAGUCUGAUGGUGGGAAAGAAAGGGAGCAGUGGGAGAGAGAACUGCAGGCAGUAGAGGAAAAGAGCACUGCAGAAUGGAGACUGAGCCAAAGUAAGGGCUGAAGUACAGGGAGGAAAGGAAGAGCAGAGGAGAAGGUAGGAGAGCAAGGGUGCAGCAGGGAACAGUAGGGAAGUGAAACCAGAGGCUGUGGGACUAGAAGGUUGGUCUGAUGGUAGGAGCGAAAGGAGGAAGAAGAAGAGAAGACUGCAAAAUGGAGACAGAAGGUUGAGCAGAAGGGAGGGAUGAAGGACAGGAGGCUGCUCUGCAAAUAGGAGGAAAGGAAGGGCUGAAGGUCGGGGGGGUCAGGGGAGCAAGAGUGCAGGUAGGAGUGGAAAAGCAGAAAGGAAGGGCUGAAGGACAGGAAGGAAGAAAUGCAGGAGAAGAAGGAAGGACUGAAGGACAGAAAGGCUGGACUGCAGGUACAGGUGUGUAAAGGAAAGUCUGAAGGACAGAAAGGCUGGACUGCAGGUACAGGUGUGUAAAGGAAAGUCUGAAGGACAGAAAGGCUGGACUGCAGGUACAGGUGUGUAAAGGAAAGUCUGAAGGACAGAAAGGCUGGACUGCAGGUACAGGUGUGUAAAGGAAAGUCUGAAGGACAGAAAGGCUGGACUGCAGGUACAGGUGUGUAAAGGAAAGUCUGAAGGACAGAAAGGCUGGACUGCAGGUACAGGUGUGUAAAGGAAAGUCUGAAGGACAGAAAGGCUGGACUGCAGGAGAGGAAAUGAAGAGAAGAGAAGGAAGGGCUGCGGGAGAGUAAGGCAGGACUGAAAAUUGGAGAAGAAAGAAUAAGCAGAAAGUAAGGACAGAAGGAAAGGAUGGCAGCACUGCAGGCAGGAGAGGAAAGGACAAGCAGAAAAGGAAAGGCUGCAGGCAUGAAUGGUUUGGGUACCAUCUUGUCUGUCUUUGUAACCAUCAGGGUAUCAGUAAUGCAAAUGGUAAGUGUUGUUUCCAUCCCACCUGCAGCAAGGCUUUUGUAUAACUGGGUAUUGGCUGUACGUUGUGUUGUUAGGGCUCCCUACACUGAGGCACGUGUGUGUUGGAAUUAGUUGGAUGGCCAUUUAUCUGUGAGAACACACUGAGAGGAAGGAAGGGACACAAAGCAUCACACUUUGUGGAUUUGCACAAAAAACAAAGUCUGAGCCACAAAAUUAGUGAUUUAACGACAAACAAAUGCUAAAUGUCAGGCUCGGAGUCAGAUACCGGUGAUUCUAGUUUCACCAUCAGGAAAUCAGCUUCAAGGGGGCAUUCACCUAAACGUUCAUCUUAAAAGUUUGUUGUAGGCAAAAGUAACCUUGAUAUUGACUUUUUUUUUUUAAUUUACAUUUCUUCAAUUAUUUACAUUCUACCACUCUCCGGCCUGGGAUUUCAACUGCUUUAUGGUUGCUAGGGGUCACCGAUUAGCAACCAGAAAUAGUUCAGAAAGUCAGGUUGGUUUUCAAACUGUGUCCGUGUUGUGUUUAAUAAAACACUUCUCUUCCUAA
Molecule: messenger RNA, 4829 nt
Organism: Xenopus tropicalis (tropical clawed frog)
Lineage: Eukaryota; Metazoa; Chordata; Amphibia; Anura; Pipidae
Gene: lhfpl4
Product: LHFPL tetraspan subfamily member 4
Exons: 5
Coding region: 496-1305 (269 amino acids)
Cellular component (GO): membrane
Source: RefSeq, a predicted model, not a curated record